This is a messenger RNA of Exophiala mesophila, 3384 nucleotides long. RefSeq lists its product as uncharacterized. The record is from RefSeq and is a predicted model, not a curated record. The transcript is spliced from 6 exons. Gene Ontology annotation, molecular function: GTP binding. The coding region runs from base 71 to 3235 and encodes 1054 amino acids. Lineage: Eukaryota; Fungi; Ascomycota; Eurotiomycetes; Chaetothyriales; Herpotrichiellaceae.
CUUCCUGGCCCUCAAUUCUACUUCCGCUCACCAAUUGACAAUAAUGUAUGUUUAAUCAGUAGUCACCACCAUGUCCCUAGGGACACCGCUCAAGAGGCUGAUAAUAUGUGUGGACUCGUCCGAGCAAGGAGAUGAUGGCAAAUCAGCAACUGGGAACCAAAGUACGAUAUUUCGACUCAAGAGCAUCGUCCGAACUGGAGUCUGUCAUGACGCACAAGGACAAGCCUUUGAUCAGGUUGUGCGCUACUAUCGCGCUGCCGAAGAUGGGCCCAGCCGCAUUGAACGACUGAAGAACAAGACGACGGUGCCGCAUUUCGAAAAGCAAAUCAAGGAAAUCGUCAAGGAAAUUUGCGAAACCCUCGAAGACUCCAAAGAUGAACUGUUUCUCUACGGCUUUGGUCGUGGAGGUUUCAUCGUCCGCGCUGUCGCUGGUGUCUUGAACACACUGCGUCUUCCCUUGCGUAAAGACCUGAAGCACUUUGAUGUUCUAUAUCAAAGCACGAUCGAUGUCUUCAAAGCUCGUCACGAGGAUGACAAUCGCAACGGUCCCCAGAUCAUUGAAUUUCUGGCUGCUCAUACAACCGUCUUGCCUCGUAUUCAGUUCGUGGGUGUUUUUGAAACCCUCAAGUAUACUGCAGAAGGUCCAAUGCACGAUAUAUCUCUCGUCAAGUCGAUUGCCAAUCUCAGGCAUGCACUAGCCAUCAACGAGGCUCGUUCUCAAUAUACUCCUGAAUUCAUCGAGAACCCUCCGUUUGCACAAGCAAAAGUGUCAAGCUUUAUUCAAGCAUGGUUCGUUGGAACACAUCAAGAUCUUCGAGGCGGCACCUUAGAAGAUGGACUCUCUUUGUAUCCACUUCAAUGGAUGAUCCUCGAAAGUAUCAAGUGCGGCUUGUGUGUCGGCUUCGCCUCCAGCAAAUCUCCCCCAGAGAUGGAAAACCCUCUCUCUCUAACAUUUCCCCACUAUGGAGGCGAUCCUCCCACGCUCGAUCAUGAAGAAAAGGUGGAAUGGCAAAUCGACUACACCAAUGGGAUCCAGGCCUUGUUGUUUGAUCUCCAGAGUGUGCAUGGUCUUCAAAGCAGUGUCAAUAACCAAUAUCACGGGCUCCAAAUCAAUUCUUCCAAGUACUUUUACAACAGUCCUCGCAAAAUGUUCACCUCCAAGAAUGUUUUGGGGCCAAAGUCAUCAGUUGUCGGAAGCUUGAUAGGUUGGAAUGAAUCUGGUAUGUCUCAUGCGACGGAGAGUGCUUGGGGAGGCACUGAUUUCCAAACAAGGAGCUACGGCACCAUCAUCCACCCGUCUGUAUUCUACAUCCUCGACCGAUAUUCCCAGUUUUAUGAACAGCCUCGAUUCAAAUCGAUCAAGACCGAAAUUGGCGAUUUCCGAGACCGGUGUCUCCAAGAUACUGGAUCGGUUGUCCCGCCUUGGCUUGAAGGGUUUGAACUACAAGCCAGCGGAGUGAAGGCAUUCCGCAUCCUGGUCUGUGGCAAGACAGGUGUCGGCAAAUCAUCCUUGAUCAACGCCGUUUUUGGAGUGGAAAUGACCCACGAGUCCGAUUCGUAUGCACAGGGCGUGCACGAUAUCGAACAGGCAUUUGAAUCGCCUAACCAUCCCGGUCUUUUACUCCACGACUCACGAGGCUGGCAAGCUGGAACGGACACGGAAUUGGAUCUGAUUGCGAAAUUCCUACGCCAUCGCGCGUAUCAAAAGGAUCCUGCCGAGUCAUUGCACGUGAUAUGGUACGUGUUUUGUGUCGACGCCGAUGUGAGUCGAAUUGAAGAAGCGGAUAGAAAGACAUUUGCAACAAUUGCGCAAUAUUCCAACCACGUGCCGGUUUUCGUGGUUGGGACGAAAAAGGACAAGUUGACAGCAUUACAUCAAGUCAAGUUGCUGGAAAAGUUCAUGGAAGAGACCAACGAUUUCAAGGAAUCUAAAAGACUAGCGGCGGAGGCAGCAUCAAAAGAAGCAGAUGAACAAUUUAUGCGACUACGCACAGAGUUGGCCAAGGUCCCUCAUUAUAAAGCAGAUGGGUUUGUCUGUCUUUCUAAAGACGACAAACCAGGCAUCAAAGAUCUCCUGACACAAACGCUCGAGUUGAUCAGUGAUGAAAGGGUCCGUCUUUUCUGCGUAGCCGCCCAAGUUGUGGAUGUCGAGCAGAAAAUUGACUCGGCCAUUACAGAAUGUAUGCGACUAUCGACACACGCGGUCAGGACGGCCAUGGUUCCUCUCCCGUUUUCUGGAGUGAUUGGCACCCCGACUGUGGCUCGCAUUCUCUGUGAGCAUAUGCUUUUGUGCUUUGGAUUCCCCAAGACCAUUCCAGAUGAGAUUGAGGAAAUCAUGAAGCGGAUUCUUCUGGGUCACAUGAAGAAGUUCAUGACGGUGACUUUGAUUGAAUUUACCGCUAUCAGUCUGGUGACGGCAGGGAUUAUUGUUGGCACUAUGGGAGCUGGAUCUGCAGUGGCUCUGUCCUUGACGAUUUUGGCCGCCCCUCCAACAGCGAGAAUGAUGUUCAAAUGUGCGGCCGAUCUUAUCUUGAUCUUGGAAAGAUCGUUUCGAUACAAGGGGAAAUAUGUGUCGACCAAACAGAUUGAAGAUGCCGCGAUAUACUACACGACAACCACGUUCACGACGUUCUCGGGCAAGGAGAAACUAUUACAGGCUCAUGUGCACGAAGAGAUUGAUAAAUUGAUUCCCCUGACCAAAGUGGGAGCGGGGAUUCGAUUCGCCAGACUACGCGACGGAUUUGCAGAUAUCGUGUACAAGAACCGAUUCGAGAAACCCGACAACGAUCAGCGCAGCGAGCUUUCUUCACCAUCAGUCCCAGAACUCCCCAACAAGGAGAUCGCAGAGCUGGGCAGCACACCGGUGUUUGCUGAACUGGAAGGCUCUCGGAUGGUUGCAGAAUUGCCCGCAGAAGUGAACCUGCCCUUGCGAAAUACUCGAUCCCACACUGCGCCACAGAAUGUUAACAGUGCGACGACAACGACUUCAGAUACGCCGAGCUGGAUUCACACGCCAGACUCGGUGUCAGGACGGUCGAGCGAACGAGGUCUCAGUGAGGACGAAAUGUGCGCGAACACGACACUUGGAUCACCAGUGUCGCCUGAAGAUGAGAUAAGCACACGCACGACCAACGACUCGAUGCAAAAGAAGAGUAGUAGCAGUGUCUUGUCUAGAAUGAUGGGCAGGCGGAACUUGUCGAAUAAGUUUGGUUUGUCUAAAACUAAGAGCGGUUAAGGCGAGGCAGUGCUCGGUAUGGGUACUGGCUGGAUUCAGCCAGAGACUUUGAGGUGACGACAGCUCAUAAGGAUAAUAUAUGCAUGGAUAUAAUAGCUCGGAGCGGCGGUGUUGUCCUUCAUAUAGCCCAGAGGCAUGGAACAGAGAAU